AUGGCAACUGAACGAUCUCUAGCUGCUUUGCUACGGUCGCUGCAGACGACUUCCAGCUUUGAAGAUGCUUCUGGUCUCCUUCCCACGGCGACCAGUUUCCUGUCUAUUCUCGGCAACCCUUUGAAUCUAAGCUUGCUCGCGUCGCAGCUCCUUUCCGCGCCUGCGCUGUGGAAUCACCCCGUUGAUUUACAUGCUUGUCGCAAGAUCCUUAGCGUGUUCAAUACAGCUGCGAUCGCGGUUUUGCAGAAUGAUACGGAGGAGGAGGCGCAGAUACCCCACGGACGCCAUCGAAAGAUUGAGCGUGAGGCAUGGGUGAAGGCUGUCGUGGAGGGCGCGGAUGAUAAGUCGCCGCGCUGGAGACAUAUGCUUCUCUUGGGUGGGAUACUGCUUGGGUUUGAGGGACAGAAUAGACAGGGCCUUCCCAGGAAUACUCGAGUCAAGCUUGAGUCGGCGCUGGCUACAGCGGCGCAAUUGGCGCUUGAGGAGCUGGAUCCUAAUGCGGGGGUCGAUGGGCACUGCGUCACUAUGGUAUUGAACUAUACAUUUGAGCUCUUGUCUGAUAUGGAGAGGAGCAAUAUCAACUAUGACCUCUUAUUGCCGGUUAUGAUAAGAUCGACUUAUCUUUCGCCUGAGGGGCUUGAGGGGGGUUACUUCUUGGGCGCUAUUGAUAAGGAUGUGGUUGAGGUGCCGGGGAGGAAGUUCCGAUGGGCAGCAAACUCUGCGACGUUUGGCUAUGUCUCUGCGAUUGGCUCUCGUCCUCUGGUGUCUGCAUUGGGGCCUCUUUCUCGCCUUGCCUCGCAUGCUGUUGAAAAUGUGCGGGACCCGAAGCUGGUUGCGCAAACUAUCGACUACUUGGCGGACUUUGUCCGCACUCUGAUGGUCCAGUGGCGGCAAAACAAACUGUCCGAGAUUGAUGUUACAGAAGAAACUGAGUUUUUGGAGCCGGAGUCUAUGAAAACUACGAUUCCCACGCUAUGGAAGGUUCUCCGAAAUUGCUUGUAUUCGGUCGUCAUUAUCCUGCGCGCCGUUCUGGGGAGAACGAUCAAUGAUCCGGCCCUCGCUGCUGGCAGCAGUGCGCCAUACCUCUCAAUGCAAUCGCUGCAUAUCCUCCGCAACCUCUAUUUCAUAUCCUCUCGCACUGGUCAAAAUGCGUCGUCACAGCAAACCUUUGUUUUCUUAGCAGCCAUCGAUAUUCUCUCACAGUAUCCCGAUUUGACGGAAAAUUUCUUGCGCAGCAUCAAGCCCAGCGACCUCGGUCAGAUCCCUGACCAUCCAGUGGAGCGGUGUUUGGAUAUCUUCUUCUUAAACGUGGCUGAGCACUUCCCUUUGGUUUUAUCCCCCGAAGCCAAUGAGGAAUUGCUUCUUUCUGCCGCCUUCCCAUACCUUGCGGCUGGUGCAAAUAGCCUGCUUUUGGAGAUCUUUGAAGCUGCCCACAGCUUGGUACUAGUCGUGUUCGCUAUCCCUCAUAAUGCGGAUCUAGCUGCGAAGCACCUGCCCUUUUACAUUGAGAACCUCUUUGCAGUAUUCCCGGAAAACCUCUCAGCGAGACAGUUCCGUCUUGCUUUCAAGACAGUCAUUCAGGUCACAGCACCUCCUUCACCAUUAGCAAACAGCCAACCACUACUCCCAUCCAUUCUACUCGAGGUAGUCCGAGAUCGAGCUCUCCACGCAUCAACUACGCCCAUACCCCCCACCGUACAGAACAGCUCGACGCCCGACCUAGGCAAAGCGCCGCCACUCUCCGCACAAGCUGUACUCACACUUGCCUUGAUCGACUCACUUUCCUUCCUCCGCGUCGAUGACCUGAAAGAAUGGCUCCCCCUCACAGCCGAGCUAAUCAAUGCAAUCCCCGAUCCCGCAAUGCGCCAAGCCUGCGUCGACCGCUUCUGGGAAGCAUUGAGCGGCGGCGAAAUGGACGUGGACCGAGCGCACUGCUGCGUGGCCUGGUGGAGCACCCGCGGUGGGCGCGAACUUCUCCUUUUCGGAGCCCAGCCAGCACCAGGCGCCGUUCCGGACGAUGAUAACGGGCCGUAUAUGAGUGGGGCGGUGGGUGGAGUGGCACCGGAGCAUAAACUAUGA
Molecule: messenger RNA, 2079 nt
Organism: Penicillium atrosanguineum
Lineage: Eukaryota; Fungi; Ascomycota; Eurotiomycetes; Eurotiales; Aspergillaceae
Gene: pex8
Product: putative peroxisomal membrane protein Pex17
Exons: 4
Coding region: 1-2079 (692 amino acids)
Source: RefSeq, a predicted model, not a curated record